AUGUCCAGCACCGGCCUGAAUUUCAAUGCCACUCUUGGCUGCACGUUCAUUGGGAUCCUCUUCGAGAUUCUGCUGCAAGGCUUCUCGUGUGCGCAGACGCUGUACUACUUCCACGAGUACUGGUCAGACAACUUAUGGCUCCGAGCUCUGGUAGCCUUUCUGUGGUUGCUCGACACUGCACGCACAGCACUAGAUAUAGAGUACAUGUGGCUUUAUAUUGUUACGAAUCACGCAAAUCCCGCAGCUAUGGAAUUCAUACCAAUCACGUUUGCAAUCCAAUUUUUGCUUUCCUCCGUAACAGUUCUGGUUGUGCAGCUCUACUUCAUGCGAGCUAUCUGGCGCUUCCUCCCCGGAAACUGGUACCGCAUCCCGCUCAUAGGAUCCCUCGCUGUUAUUGUCCUGCUCUCUUUCGCCGGUGGUUGUGCCUCUGUCGGCGAAUUCAUGGGCAACUUGCAUUACGAGGCCGUCCUGGCCGGCUCUCGGGUGACUGCAUCGAUCCAGACCGUGACCGCGUUCGUCGCAGAUGUGUACAUCGCGGUUGCGCUGUCGGUCAUCCUAUACGGGAAGAAGACUGGGUUCUCCAACACGGACACGUUGGUCAGCAGGCUGGUCACGUACGCGAUCCACAGAGGGCUCUUCACCGCGCUCCUGCAAUUGCUUCACUUCGCUACGUACAUUGGCACGCUCAACCUUGGCUCUAGAGAGCUCAUCUGGUCGCUCUUCCACUUCCCGGCGAGCAAGGUCUACGUCAACUCCCUCUUAGCUCUGCUGAACGUGCGCCACUGGCUUCGCGAGGCGCACUACGCAGAAUCGGUACACCUGCACACCCUGCGAGGCGGCAUCAGGGUACAACGCACGGGUGAGCUCUGGGCUUCGAUGCUCCGCACGGACCCGGGUGUGCUCGUCACGACAGAGACACAGGUCAAGCAGGACGAGGAGGAACACCACGCCCCGCCGCCUCGCAGGUACGGCUGCAGAGCGAACCGGGACACGAACCGCGUUGCAUAG
Messenger RNA from Fomitopsis serialis, 1008 nucleotides. RefSeq lists its product as uncharacterized. Lineage: Eukaryota; Fungi; Basidiomycota; Agaricomycetes; Polyporales; Fomitopsidaceae. Bases 1 to 1008 code for a protein of 335 amino acids. The transcript is spliced from 20 exons. The record is from RefSeq and is a predicted model, not a curated record.